This is a messenger RNA of Pocillopora verrucosa, 3458 nucleotides long. NCBI's taxonomy places the organism in Eukaryota, Metazoa, Cnidaria, Anthozoa, Scleractinia, Pocilloporidae. The record is from RefSeq and is a predicted model, not a curated record.
ACUGCCCAUUCUACCAAGGCCAACGAUUAUGAAAACUCGAUGAAACCUACCUUGAUAUUUCUGCUGUUGCAGUCCUGCAUACUUCUGGCGGCACAGAAAGUUUAUGAUUACCUAGGCUGCUGGAAAGACGACAACUCUCUUCCACAAAUAAGAUUGAACCUGCCAGAACGACAGUCACACAUUUCACUACUGCGUCAGUGUUCUAAAGCUGCUUACUCUCACGGGUUUCCAGUGUUUGGAGUCGUAAACAACUCAGCAUGUGUAGGCAGCGUUCAUGGAGCACUCACCUACAUGCGGUAUGGUCCCUCCACUAAAUGCCACAAUGGCACAGGGGGACUCAGCGCAAUGGAUGUUUACAGCUUGGAUGGUACCACCGGAAGCAAGCGUCUCUUUUAUGAAGAGGACCAAGAGAAGAGAAAUUUCAUCAGUGAUUUGUAUAAUUCUGCUUACGGAGAUCAUGUCUCAAAUAAUGUGAUGGCCGCGUUAAACAAUGCCUUGGAUCAAAACACGGUCAUUCCUGUAAAUGCUGCACGACACCCAUUGGUUAAGAAUGGUCGAGUAAAACCACUUAUGUUACAGCCUCUAUUCAGGGAGAUUGACGAAAGUGACUUUAGAGCAUACCGACCACCAACUAGUGGCAUCAACAUUCUGACCAACCCAGGAUUUGAACAGCCACUGGUAAAUGAUCCGAUAAAGGGAUGGAGCUGCCAAGGCGAGACAGAUGAUCCUCGUGGAGGUUUCAUUGCCCGAUACAGUCGGCAGAGACCCAAAGAAGGAAAACACAGCGGUAUAUGUCUUGCACGUCUCUCUGAAUGGGCGGGACCUGGUCAGUAUGUAGGUAGCAGAGUUUUGCCAGGACGCAUCUACAAAUUUAUGGGAUGGACGAAACUUCUGGACCGUGAAAAGACUGGGGAUGUUCAUAGCCUUGAGUUAUGGAUACGCUUUAAGAAAAGGGGAGACAAGAAACAGAAGAGCAAGCGUCUUGCUAGGAGGACAAAAUAUUCCCCAGAUUAUGGCUGGGUCCUUUGGCAUACUGCAUUUGAAAUGCCAGCGGCUAAGGCAGGCUUCCAGUACAUGUUCAUUUACUUCAAGGGUCCCAAACCUACGGUUGACAUCUUGUUGGACGAUUUGUAUCUCGGUGAAAUUCUUCAAAGGCCUGACUGGAAAGAAAAUAGCGAUGCUCUCAUUGAUAAAUACAGAAAAAGAAACGUGAGAUUAAGAGUGAAUAUCCAAGGCACACAAUACUCUGCGGACUUUCUUCAAAAUCUGAAAAUGACAGUAAGACAAAAAUCUCACCUCUUUGCAUUCGGCGCGGCCGUUAACAGCAAGUACCUUUUACAUAAACCAAAAUAUCGUGAUUUUUAUCUAAAAAACUUCCAGUGGGCAGUAUUGGAGAGUUCUCUGAAAUGGAGCUAUGUCGAACCUAGUCCGGGCGCUUUCAACUACAAAAUUUCGGACGAGGCUGUAGAUUUCCUACAAACACACAACAAACUGAUUCGUGGCCAUUGUGUCUUCUGGGCAGUUGAUACACAAGUUCCGUUUUGGGUGAAGAACUUAUCAAAUACCCGACUGAGGGAAAUACUGCAUGAAAGAUUGAAUAAUCUCCUUGAGAGAUAUAGAGGCCGUUUUAUGCAGUGGGAUGUCAAUAACGAAAUGCUGCACGGAUCAUUUUUUGCGGAUCGUGAAGGUGUCACCAUUCGUGAUUGGAUGUACCAAGCAGCAGCCCAGGCAGACCCGGAUGUUGAUUUAUUUCUCAAUGAUUUUGAUGUGGUAGAAAAUGGACAACUAACUCAGGCUUUCUUGGAGGAGGCAAAGGGUUUGCUAUUACGUGGAAUUCCGCUGGACGGAAUUGGAGUUCAGGGCCAUUUUACUGGUCACGUGAAUCCCACGCUACUCCAGUAUCGCCUUAACAUGCUAGGUGAAGCCAGGAUUCCAAUAUGGUUGACAGAAGUCGAUGUUCUUGAAAAGGACCCUAUGAAAAGAGCAGAUAGCCUGGAAACCGUCAUGCGCACUGCAUUUAGUACUCCUGGCGUUCAAGGUUUGAUUCUGUGGAGUUUCUGGGGCUAUAGUUCAUGGAGGGGACCGUAUACUUCACUUGUUGAUGGAAACGACUGGAAGAUUAAUGCCGCUGGUUUGCGUUACCGCAGUCUCCUGAAACAGUGGACUACCCAUGCCACAUUAUCAGCGACAUCUAUUGACCAAUCAGAUGCCUACUUUGACUUUCGUGGUUUCCUUGGAGAUUAUGAAGUAUUUCUGCAUCUUCCCAAUGGACACAAUGUCACUCACACUUUUAGUCUGGAUCCAGGAAAUGAUCAACUCGAUAUCACUGUCCCUUUGCCAGGUUCUACCCCAGUGAAGAGUAGUUCACAGGCUACGUCGACGUUUCCAACGGGGGCCCAUUUUAUACCAAACAUACCUCAGUUCACCUUCAACCAGGUCCAAUCAAACUUUAAAGAUCUCAGUGAUGAAGACGACCAGGACACCGACGAUGAAUUUCCGGAAUCCAAAGGGAUUGCUCAAUCAAGCUUGAUGGAUACCUUUAGAUCCUCAAGCGGAGCAUAUAUAGGUUGUUUUCACAACUCUGACCCUCUACAGCAACUGAAGCACAGAUAUGAGGGACACCCAGCCAUGGUUCCAGACAUCUGUGUGCAGCACUGUGGUUCUAACGGCUUCACUUUUGCUGGCUUAUUAAUGGCGUCUGAGUGCCUCUGUGGACUUUAUUUCAAAGGUGAAUCGAAGGUCAGAAACGAGGAGUGUAUGUUACCGUGUCAAGGAGAUCGCGAACGAAGCUGCGGCGGACAGAAAUUUAUUGCAAUUUAUUCAACGAAUUAGGAGCAGAGUGCAUUUUUGGUAAACCACUUACUGAAGAGAAGUAAGAGCCGCAGAGGAGUCAGCCAAACCAUGUAUUUUUCUGUUUAGAUAAUCGGAGAUGCCAUUUUCCUUUUAUCUGGGAGUAUUUUCAACAAGUGAAAACAAGGAAAAGCGUUGAGACUUUUUUUCACAUUUGUCUUGAGAGUAGAGAAUGUUACCGCCUCUUUUGAAAUGUACAUUUUUCACUCAUAAACUUACUGUUUUCUAAAUUCUUCCAGUUGGAAUUAGAUGACUCUCGAAACUAAAAAUGAUGACAACCGCACGGUUUUGCGUGUGGUUAUCAACUUUGAUCUUGGAUUAAUGAAUAAGUUUAUUAAAAGAUCCUUGAAUUUUAUAUCGGAACUCCAUCCAUACAUCUCGUCUGGAAAAAUACCCCUGAUCAGAGCGCGCUAAUUGUUGCCGGUGUAAUUUGAAAACGAAAGUUCACUCUUUGCAGAUACUUGGAUCUGAUUUGGGAUUUCUAGCCUUCCAAAAGGAUUGCAUUUAUUUUGCAGUAUCGUAUACGUUAUUGAUCUCUCAAAACGCGCGCGCGAUAUGCGGUUAUCCAUGAUGGAGUGCGAAAAGUGUAUGACUGACCCAAUUCAAGA